Fragaria vesca subsp. vesca is the source of this 3320-nucleotide messenger RNA. Its product is annotated as putative disease resistance RPP13-like protein 1-like. The transcript is spliced from 2 exons. Gene Ontology annotation, biological process: defense response to other organism. NCBI's taxonomy places the organism in Eukaryota, Viridiplantae, Streptophyta, Magnoliopsida, Rosales, Rosaceae. Gene Ontology annotation, molecular function: ADP binding. The record is from RefSeq and is a predicted model, not a curated record. The coding region runs from base 132 to 2978 and encodes 948 amino acids.
UUGUUGACUUCUGUGGACAGGAAGACUAAAUUUUCAUUGAACUCAGUCUGCCUUCUCCGGCGUGUAAACCACCGCAUACAUUGCCAUGGCCAAAUAGCCAAGCUUGCUUUUCUUAAAUUGCAACUGUUAUCAUGCUGAUUCUCGAAAUACUGUCUGUAGUAUUGGGGACUGGCAUCACGUCGGCUUUUCUGCCUGACGUUGCUAAGAAACUUGUUCAAGUCGAUCGAAAGUUGAGAGCACGAGACCCGGAGAUCUAUCAAAAGCUCCAACAGCUGGAAAGAAGAUUGUUGAAGAUCCAAUCCCAUGUCGACGAUGCCGAAAACAAGGCUUCCAUCUCCAACGCGUACCAAAUCAUAAUCGAAGAUUUCAAGAAUGUUCUUCUGGAUGCAGAUGAUUUACUGGAUAAGACUCUUUUGGAGUAUGAGAGGAUAUGUUCUCAGCAAUUGAGGCCCGCCAAAUUGGAAAAGCAUUUGAAAACUUUUGAGGGAAAGCUCGGUAAAGAGAUAGGCGAGAUGGUGGAUACGGUGAAUGGUUUAGCAUUCGAAAUGGAGGGUUGCACUAUCUCAGAACUAAGCCAACCGACGCUUGCUCAAACAUUUUCUGCUCCUCCUCAUAUUAUCAGAGGUUCGUUGGUUGAUGAGCUCUCUGUAGUUGGAAGGGAAAAGGAUAAGCAGCAUAUCCUGGAGUUGGUGUACAAGCAGAACAAUACAGCUGUUUCUGUGAUUUCAAUAGUAGGUAUGAUUGGGAUUGGGAAGACAACACUUGCCCAGCUAGUCUUCAAUGAUCAAAAUGUGGUCAAGGAAUUCACGGCCAACAGAAUGUGGUGGGUGAGUGUUUCUUUCGGCGAUGAUGUGCUGAAGAUCACCAAAUCCAUAUGUGAGUCGACUGCGAAGACAGUUCCGGAUUCUAGUAUUGCACAGUUGUCAAGUCUGGACUCUGUUCAGCUCAAAUUAAAGGAGAUUGUAGGGGAAAAGGAGAAGUUUUUGCUCGUGCUAGAUGGCAUGUGCGAUGAGAAUCCCAUCAAUUGGGAUGCCUUGAAAUUGCCAUUUAGAUCUGCAGCACCCGGGAGCAUAAUUGUGGUAACUACUCGAAGCCAAGUUGUUUCAUCCAUUGUUGCUGAUCAUAGCAGUACAUAUUGCUUGGGUGUUUUGUCAGAUAAACAUUGUUUCGAAAUUAUCAAUACAGGCUUGAUAUCAAGUCUAAGUGAGAAGAGUGGCCUACAGAUAGCAGAGAAGUGUAAAGGUGUUCCAUUGGUGGCCAAAUUGAUUCCAAGUGUCAUGCGUCUCAAAUCAAAAGAGAUGGAGUGGGAUGAGAUCUUAAGAUGUGAGCUCUGGAACUUGGCAGAAGAUAACAAUAUGAUCUAUCCAGUGCUUAAACGUGGCUAUGAUCAGUUGCCAGCUUAUUUGAAAAGAUGUUUUGCUUAUUCUUCUCUUCUCCCUCGUAAUCGUCCCUUCCAAAGGGAUGAUCUGAUUCAACUGUGGGCAGCUGAAGGCUUUAUUCAAGCCCGAGGAACAAGAAGAAUUGAAGACAUUGGAAGAGAGUACUUCGAUGACUUGUGCUCAAGGUCCUUUUUUCAAGUUUCAUCCGAGAAUCCCAGCAAAGGAAAGUACGAAAUGCAUGGCUUCAUUCACGACUUGGCGAAAAUAGUUUCCACCAACUUAUGCUUUGCUUGUGAGGGUACUAGGCCAUAUGUCUUGCCCGUAUCUACAAAUGUCCGGCAUUCCUCGAUUUGUGAUGAAGAAGUUGAAUCAGGUAUGUUGGAAGAGUUUUACAGGUAUCGGAAGUUAAGGACUUUUAUGUUGCUCUCCAAGUCUCCAGACAAGCUUCAAAGUGUUCCUGAUGAUUUCUUUCGGAAGUUUCCUUGCUUAAGAGUGUUAAACUUGAGUGGUACUCGCAUCUCUAAAUUGUCCGGAGAUAUUAAAAUGCUGAGACACCUUCGUCACCUCAAUGUUAGCCGCACCUUGAUUAUAAAGUUCCCACAGGAUAUAGAUCAAUUACGUGGGCUAGAAAGACUCAAUGUAAAGAAUUGUUCCAAUCUUGAGGAGCUGCCUGAGAACUUAAACAAGUUGAUCAAGCUACGACAUAUUGACCUUGACAAACUCGGUAGAGUCAGUUCCAUGCCUGUUGAUGUUGGGAAGUUAACUAGUCUUGAGACCCUGGCUGUUUUUGUAGUGGGAAGUGAACGAGGUACAACAAUUGAGGAGCUGAAGGAGAUGACAUGCCUCCGUGGAUCCAUUUGCAUUCGAAAGCUUGAGAAGGUGAAAAAUGAUGAAGAAGCUAAGGCUGCUAAGUUACAAGAGAAGCAAUACUUGGAGGAAUUGGAGUUGCAUUGGGAACCAAAGAGAACUGGAACAGAUGAUCAAACAGUUCUUGAGGGCCUUGAACCUCAUCCUAGCUUGUUAAAGUUACAGGUAAUGGGAUACUGCGGUUCAAGAUUUCCAGAUUGGAUGAGUAACCCAUUGUUUAGCAAGCUUGUGACAAUUAAUCUAAGGAACUGCGGAUGUUGUAUACUCCUUCCUUCACUUGGUGGACUUCCUCUUAUCAAACAUCUUGUCAUUGAAGAAAUGAAAAGUUUGAAAAAGGUGGAUGAUCGAUUUUUUCAUUCAGAUGGUCGGCUUCGUCAAGUCGGUUUUCCAUCUUUGGAAACACUAAAAUUUGGCGAACUGCUUGCAUUGAAUACUUGGGAAGGACUGGAAGAAUCUGACAUGCCUCGCCUUAGAAAGCUUACCAUUAUAGCUUGCAAGGAAUUUCGCAAACUACCUCCAUUGUACAACCUAGCUGCGCUUAAGGAGUUAGAAGUCGAUGGUUGCCCUGAGCUUCGAUCAUUGGAGGGAGGACUACCGAAAUCACUCAAAAAGUUGAUCAUUUUGGAUAGUGACAAACUAAAGCAGCGGUACUGUACCACGAAUGUACGUGAUUGGAGCAAGAUCAGCCAUGUUCGCCACAUAGAGACUGAUGAUGGAAUAAUUCAAUCGUGAUGUUCAGGUUCUGAGAAACCACCGGAACAGGAAAUUUAUGGCAAUGUUUCACCAACGCUUGGUUUGGGAGAGCAUGAGGCUCAAGACGUUGCAAAAAGACGUUCAGAUGAACCGUUAUUCCCAGUUUACAAAUUGAUAGGUAAUAACCUCUUAAAAGGCUUUGAAGUUUGUCCAUGAUUGAUGAUGAUUGUACUUGGAGAGUUGGAGAAAGGUGUUUCGUUUUAUUCCUGAUAUUUUGUCUUAAAUUAAUAAGUCACGUAUUGUGAUGGAUAAUUUCUGUUAUGUCAUUUCUCUUUUGUGGUUGUAAUGUUUGUCAUAUUUCCGAGUUCCGACGAGUGUGGA